GAGAAUGUAUCCCAGACACGUUUGUGCGCAUCAACUUCAGCCGAGGCAGGUUUUGGAACGCGCCGAACGCGCCAUUGCAUUCCCUAUCAGUAUAAUCACGACUUCCCCAUUGAUAUGUUGUCGCCAUGAGCGAACCUGUUGAUGGUGCGAUCGAUGUUGCCGCACCCAUAGAUGCUUCCUCGACCCCAACCUCCUCCAAUGCCGACACCAUCGCCCAGGGCAAGGAACGGGCCAAAGAAGUGUUGGCGGCCUCUGGCAUAGACGUCGCAAAGAAUGAAACAACGCCAGACACCAAUGGCCACAGCGACAUAGCUGGCGCCAAUCGCAAGCGCAAACGCGAAACCCCGAUCGAACGCAUCCAAGCAGACGAAUAUGUCCAGCGCGAAUACCAGUACAAAGCUCUUCUGGCAGAGCAACUGAACCACCCGGUGUUGUCGCAGCAAAAGAAACAAGAGCUAGCAUUCUAUCAAAGCUUACGACCGAGACGCGAACAUGACUCCGGCUCGAUUUUUGGAUAUGGCUAUGAAGGUUUUGGCAAUCCCAGGACAGACGAGAAGAAUCUCCGCGAUCCCAUUGUUUACCCCAGACAGAGGAGACCCGGCAAGCGGAAGACUCUUCCACCACGCGUGCCCCGGAAAGACCAGCUCAAUCAGGCUGAACAGAACGAAGAACUCAUCCCAGUUCGACUUGACGUCGAUUGGGGCAAGAUAAAAUUGCGCGACACAUUGACCUGGAAUUUGUACGAUCGCACAACUUCCAUCGAUUACUUUUCCGAAAAGCUUGUGGAAGACUUUGGGCUCGAGGUCCAGCACUGUCGUCCACUCGUCCAGGCCGUGGCCGCCAGCAUACGCGAACAAAUAUCCGAUUACUGUCCUCAGAUAUACACAGACGAGGAGCCAUCUGAGCCAUCAUUACCAUAUUAUGCCUACAAAAAUGACGAGCAGCGCAUUCUGAUCAAACUCAACAUCACCAUUGGCCAGAACACACUCAUAGACCAGUUCGAGUGGGAGAUCAACAACCCCUAUAACUCUCCCGAAGAAUUUGCCCGCCAGAUGACCAACGACUUAUCGCUGGCAGGCGAGUUCACCACUGCCAUCGCCCAUUGUAUACGGGAACAGUGCCAAAUGUUCUCCAAGUCCCUGCAUAUCACGGGCUAUCCAUUCGACGGUCGACUCAUUGAAGAUCCAGAUCUGAGAGAAAACUUCCUACAAUCUCCCUUGCCUGUUACAUUCCGACCAUAUCAGUCUGCCAAAGACUAUACUCCAUAUCUAUACGAGCUCAAUGAAGCAGAUCUCGAGCGAACGGAGCUAUCCAUCUCCCGAGAACAGAGGAGGCAGAAAAGGUCGACUAACCGCCGUGGUGGUCCUGCUCUUCCGGACCUGAAGGACCGCCAACGAACGAUAAGGUCGCUCGUGGUUUCUACCGUCAUUCCGGGAGGCGCGCUUAGCAUGGAAGAAAGCCGCAUAUUCAGGGUCGCCAAAGCUAUACGCAGAUCUGGCCGUGCCGCAGGUCAACGAGAUGGCUUCGAAGAAACUGACGAUUCAGACAGCGAGGACUCUGGUCCGGAUUCACCAGCGAUCCCCACGCACCUGCUUCAGCAAGGUACUCGCGUUAGAAGUGCGCGCAAUGCGGCCUUGACGGCGACAGCGGGUAUUCGUUCCAAUUUGAGCGGCUUUGCUUCUGUAAGAUCAGCAACACCGGAGUCCGUGGCACCCUCGCAACAUGAAGGACGAGCGUCCGUAAGGAAGAAGCUCAAUUACAAGGAAGAAAGCGACGAUGAGUCUGGUUCUGAGAAGCUAGUUGUCGUGUUGAAGCUCGGGAAGGCCAAGAUGCGUGAGUGGGCACGUACACAGCGACUUAAAGACCGGGCAGCUUUGGUCUCCAAUGGCUCAAAUCAAGGCAGUCCUCGACCUGGUACGCACUCGAGGUCUGUAUCGGCCGCACCACCGGCACCGCUGAAUCUGGCUGCAAUGCCGCCACCACCUUCACCUGCCCCUACUCCGGCAGAGAUCCCUGGUGCUGUGGAUGCUACCUGGCAUCCUCCAGGCCCUGCACAUCCUGCUCCUGCGCCACCAAUUUGGCUCCUCCAAGAUCUACAGCGACUGCAGAAGUCUUAUCCCAAUGAUCGUUUCGAGGCACUUAUGAAACAUACGGCCGUCGACCCGAAGACGCACAAACUCGUCACUCCUACUGAGACGAACCGGUCAUUUGCACAUAAGUAUGUGCCACGGAUUCGAUGUCCCGACUGCCCUGGGAAGACAUAUAUGCCGGGUCCCGGUGCGACAGCAGAAGGAUUUGAGGCUCAUUUGAAAAAUCGCGGUCACAGAGCCAUAGUGGAGGAGCGGAUGGCCAAGGGCUGAAUUUGAUAGCGAUAUAUCCUUAAAAGAACCGUUUGGAGAAAU
Exophiala viscosa is the source of this 2402-nucleotide messenger RNA. RefSeq names its product transcription initiation factor TFIID subunit D3. Gene Ontology annotation, molecular function: transcription coregulator activity. Bases 126 to 2360 code for a protein of 744 amino acids. NCBI's taxonomy places the organism in Eukaryota, Fungi, Ascomycota, Eurotiomycetes, Chaetothyriales, Herpotrichiellaceae. Gene Ontology annotation, cellular component: nuclear chromosome; nucleus; SWI/SNF complex. The record is from RefSeq and is a predicted model, not a curated record. The transcript has 3 exons. Gene Ontology annotation, biological process: chromatin remodeling; positive regulation of pseudohyphal growth by positive regulation of transcription from RNA polymerase II promoter.